Cylicocyclus nassatus is the source of this 1601-nucleotide messenger RNA. NCBI's taxonomy places the organism in Eukaryota, Metazoa, Nematoda, Chromadorea, Rhabditida, Strongylidae. The record is from the annotation of a GenBank genome assembly.
GCGUUCACAUGGCGAGCAAGGAUGAGGAAGCUGAGCAGCAAAAACUUUGUGAACCCUUCGAGGAAGAGAAACAGGUGAGAAACCUUGAUGAGUUCAUCACACUGGGAUGGUAUUGCACAUUGGUUCUUUUCUCAGCUGAAUUCAUGACGUUGACAUCUCUGUCUAGUAUGGUUUAUAUGGUCUAUGCAGGUAUAUCUCCUACCGUAACUGGAUGUGGCUCUGUGGUGUUCAACUCCUCUGCUGAAGCUUGUGAAAACCUAUCCGCUUUACGUAAAGCUUUUAACUGUGAACCUGUAAUCGAAUACCAGUUCAAAUCUGUAAAUGUUGAGUUCGAUCUCUUAUGUGGAGAAAGUUAUCUCGUCAAAUACAGUAUCUCGCUGCAGAUGAUUGGCGUUUUGUUCGGUGCUCUGAUCUCCGGUCAACUCAGUGAUCGAUAUGGUAGGAAAAAGGUGCUGAUCGUAUCACUUAUCGGUGUGAGCUUCUUCUCAUUAGCUACAGCAUUCGUGUUCAAUUUUCUUCAAUUCACCGUUUUACGAGUUCUCGUCGGACUAUUCACAGGCGGGUUAAGCGCUGUUCAAGGAGUUUACUUGAUUGAGAAUAUACCAAAACGUCAUCGUAUGUGGAUCAACACUAUCGUGACAUGGUCACCAAAUUUCAUCAUUUACCCACCCAUCGUCUAUUUCUGUCAUGACUGGAGGAUACUUUCAUUAUUCACAGCUUUCAUAUCUUUUGUGGCUACGGUGAACAUGCUGUUUCUGAAUGAGAGUCCACGAUGGUUGAUUCAACAUGGAAAAUUUGAUCGAGCACGAAAAGUGCUGGCUCACAUGCGCAAAAUGGAUGGAAAGACUUGCGAGAAAGAAGCUGAAGAUAUAGAAGCUAUGCUAGUGCACGAACAAGAUAUGUUUGAACAAAAACAACAAAAGCGCAAGAAUUACAACUUCUAUCAUUUGGUGUCGACGUGGAAGUACUUCAAAUGGACUGUUACUGUAUCUCUUGCAGUAAUAACUGCUUCUCUGGUAAACUAUGGUCUCCUUUUCAACAUGGAAAAGCUUUCAGGAUCACUUUAUUGGAAUAAUGCUAAUUUUGGUGCUAUACGUUGGGCAGUCAAUAUCUUUGUUGGUGUAAGCGAUUAUUUCUGCAAAUUUGUUGGAAGAAAGGUUAUCAACAUGGGGGCGAUGAUUUUGAUAAUGGCAGCACUUGCGAUUGUUUGUAUUCUUUAUUCGCAAGAUUUACAAAAAGAGGAAGCAUGGGUGAUUCGGUACUGUACGAUUGGAGUGACAGCCAUGACAAGUCAGCUGUACAUUGCGACAUUUAUGAUCACUAGUGAGCUCUUCCCUACUGCUGUCCGGAACAUCGCCGUUUCAGCACUUUCUGUCGCGAGCAGAGUUGGAACGAUUUUUGCCCCACAGCUUUUCUACCUGGCUGAAAUCUGGCCGGUCUUGCCCUAUUUGCUGCUUUUGGUGCUAUCAUUUCUUGACUGUGUCUGUUUCCAAGUCUUCCUUCCGGAAACCAAAGGAACAAAUUUGGAAAAUCAUAUGCCUGCGAAAAAGAAGCGGAUACUAAACAGGAAGCAAAGUAUACUCGAAGAAUAAACAUAGUGC